UGCUUUUCAUUUCUCCUCUCUCUCUCUCUUCUCCUCUCUUGCUUUUCAUUUCUCCUCUCUCUCUAUCUAUCCAUCUACAGUAAAUUGCCCAGCUGGGCUCGAGCAGUGGUGCCCAACAUCUUCUACGUAACAGAGAAGGCCUGGAACUACUACCCCUACACCAUCACAGAGUACACAUGUUCUUUCUUGCCCAAGUUCUCCAUUCACAUAGAGACGAAAUACGAGGACAACAAAGGCAGCAAUGACAACAUCUUCUCAGACAGUGAAAAUAAAGACCAGGAAAGGGAAGUGUGUUUUGUGGAUAUCGCCUAUGACGAGAUCCCUGAGAGAUACUAUAAAGAGUCUGAGGACCUGCGGUACUUCAAGUCAGAGAAGACGUCGAGGGGCAUGCUGCAGGAGGGCUGGAGGGACACCCAGGAGCCCAUCAUGUGCUCCUACAAGCUGGUCACCGUCAAGUUUGAGGUGUGGGGCCUGCAGACGCGCGUGGAGCAGUUUGUACACAAGGUGGUGCGUGAUGUGCUGCUCCUAGGCCACAGGCAGGCUUUUGCCUGGGUGGAUGAGUGGAUCGACAUGACGAUGGAUGAGGUGAGAGAGUAUGAGCGCACCAUCCAGGAAGCCACCAAUGAGAAGAUCGGGAUUUUCCCCCCGUCGAUCUCCAUCAGCGAGAUGCCCCUGUCCUCCUGCACCCUCUCCGGCCCCGCCAGCGCCCCCACCACCCCCCUCUGCACUGACGCGCCUGAGUUCCUCUCCGUCCCCAAGGACAGAGCCCGCAAGAAGUCCGCCCCUGAGACCCUCACCCUGCCCGACACCGCUGCCCAGAACCAGAGUGGAGUCCCCCAAGGCUCUAUGCUGGUGCCGCUUCCAAAUCACUCCCCCUGGCCCUCCUCUGACUCUGACCAGGCUGAGUUAGGGGGGGAAUAGGAGGAACGGGAUGUUCUUUCCCCCAUAUGCCCUGCCACCUCAUUGUCUUAGUAGCCCAGCAAGACUAGCCUCUACACCCCAGUGCCCAGUCCUCCAGGCCCAACUAACCAUAUUGCAGAGGUCAGUGCUUCUUACACAUAUCUCCAGAGGUCAAAGGUCUAACCACUAGUUUCCAAUCUCCUACAUCCUCAACAGAAGUCUGUUUUGUCAGCCUUCAAAUGGAUGGCUUCCUGAGAUCUAGCCAAUCAGCUGUCUGAUCUACUGUAACAACCACCCAAGCUGUCCAUCAAGAGAACAUAUCCACAAGGGGUUUUGUGUGCUGUCCUCAAUUAGCGAUCCUUGCAUUCAACAUAAAAUAUGUUAUUGACAAAAUGCCAGAUGGAUUUAUUUUUAAUUUUUUAAUCCGGUCAGCUGAUAAACCUUAUGUAAAUAUAGCUGCCAUAACAACAUGAAAAUAGAGAGACAAUGAUAUUAAUAUUGUAAUAUUGUUUUGUUCACUUGAGUGAAUGAACAUCUUUUCAAAGAAUUCUCAAAUAUCAAAUUAUAAUUUUGACCUUGAAAUAAAUCAACUUUUAAAUUAACAAAAUGGAAGUAGAAGUACUGUAGUAUACUUAGUUUUAUUACUACAAUGAUUCACUAAAAAGAUACCACCUUUAACCUGGACGGAGGAGAGACCAUUCAAAACUGAACCCAGAUCUGUGUGUGUUCAUGUCUCUCCACUCCACACUCCAAUUGAAACAGGUGGAAGGUCAGUACAACCACAGAAAGAGAUCCCGUCUCAGGUCUCCAGAGUUCUGCUUCGGCCCUCUUUAGGAAGGGCAGGGAACAUAACCAUUCUCUCCCUGCUUUAAAACACAAUUUUUAUACCUGCAUCUAUACUCACCUGUCUACUUAACUAGCCUUUGGAACGUUUACACAACAUUAGAUAAGCCAUGAUAAAAUACAUAUUGGGCAUAAAGUUUGACAUUGGAGAGUGAUGCAUUCAGUUUAAUCAAAUUGGUAUAGCAACAGAACAGAUAUGACUAGGAAAAAUGCUGUAAAUGUACAGUUGAUGUCGGAAGUUUACAUACACCUUAGCUAAAUACAUUUGAACUCAGUUUUACACAAUUCCUGACAUUUGAAUCCUAGUAAAAAAUCCCUGUUAGUAUUUGGUAGUAUUACCGUUAAAUGGUUUAACUUGGGUCAAACGUUUCAGGUAGCCUUCCACAACCUUCCCACAAUAAGUUGGGUGAAUUUUGGCCCAUUCCUCCUGACAGAGCUGGUGUAACUGAGUCUGGUAGGCCUCCUUGCUCGCACACGCUUUUUCAGUUCUGCCCAAAAAUGUUCUAUAGGAUUGAGGUCAGGGCUUUGUGAUAGCCACUCCAAUACCUUGACUUUGUUUUCUUUAAGCCAUUUUGCCACAACUUUGGAAGGAUGCUUGGGGUCAUUGUCCAUUUGGAAGACCCAUUUGCAACCAAGCUUUUAACUUCCUGACUGAUGUCUUGAGAUGUUGCUUCAAUAUAUCCACAUAAUUUUCCUCCCUCAUGAUGCCAUCUGUUUUGAAGUGCACCAGUCCCUCCUGCAGCGGCCUUUCAGGUUAUGUUGAUAUUGGACUUGUUUUACUGUGCAUAUAGAUACAUUUGUACCUGCUUCCUCCAGCAUCUUCACAGGGUCCUUUGCUGUUCUUCUGGGAUUGAUUUGCACUUUUCACACCAAAGUACGUUCAUCUCAAGGAGACAGAACGCAUCUCCUUCCUGAGCGGUAUGAUAGCUGCGUGGUCCCAUGGUGUUUAUACUUGUACAGAUGAACGUGGUACCUUCAGGCGGUUGGAAAUGGCUCCCAAGGAUGAACCAGACUUGUGGAGGUCUACAAAUUUCUUUCUGAGGUCUUGGCUAAUUUCUUUUGAUUUUCCCAUGAUGUCAAGCAAAGAGGCGCUGAGUUUAAUGGUAGGCCUUGAAAUACAUCCACAGGUACACCUCCAGUUGACUCAAAUGAUGUCAAUUAGCCUAUCAGAAGCUUCUAAAGCCAUGACAUCAUUUUCUGGAGUUUUCCAAGCUGUUUAAAGGCUCAGUCAACUUUGUGUAUGUAAACUUCUGACCCACUGGAAUUGUGAUACUGAAUUAAGUAAAAUAAUCUAUCUGUAAUCAAUUGUAGGAAAAAUUACUUGUGUCAUGCACAAAGUAGAUGUCCUAACCGACUUGCCAUAACUAUAGUUUGUUAACAAGAAAUUUGUGGAGUGGUUGAAAAAUGAGUUUUAAUGACUCCAACCUAAGUGUAUGUAAACUUCUGACUUCAACUAUAAGUGAACAUUGAGCACAGUGGAAAUUCCAUGCUUGCGCAGGGCACUUGCUUCAACCUGGCCUUAUUGUAUGUGCUUGAUUAUCUUUGCAUUGUGUUUUUAGAAAUGCCGAUAAUGUUGCUUGCCAAUGUUGGUACUGUACCCGUUUUGGUGGGCUCAAAGUUAUUUUGAAGCAACAACGUUAGCGGCGGCCAUCUUGUUUUCCCCUGCUCUAGCCUCAUCAGGAACUUUUGGGGGGGAGGAAGAAACAUUGAGGACAGAAGGUUUGUCUUUGUGUAAUGCCCUAGCUACUAUUUUAUACAAUCACAUAGAUGCAUAAAGGGGUCUCCAUAUGCCGCAUGAAACAUUCAAACAUGUAUACAUAUGUAAAGUAUUUGUGUACAUAAAUGGCAGGAUAUAUUGUUGAUGCGAAAUGGUGGAGAAAGCACAUGUGACGUUGUCCUAGGCUCUGUAGUGUAACCGUUGUAUAGUAAAGCAGAGUUUUAGCGGAGACUGAAACGGAGCAUGUUCUGAGAAUACAACUCUCUUCUCAGUGCCUCUGCAUGCAAAAGUCUAUAUUGUCUCGUCUGUAUACAACAUCCAAAACAUUUAAAAUAAAGGGAAGAAACGUCCCAUUUUAUUGUAAUGUUAAAGGGCAAUUCCACCACUUUUCAACCUCAUGUUCGUUAUCUCCAGCACAAUACCAGUGUCUACACGUGUGAAAAUGGUGCAUUUCUACGUUUCGUAGAAAAAAUAUGAAGUGACAAAGUUCUACCCGAUGACGUCAACCAUUUUGAAAACUAUGAUUUUCAAACACUGACAUUCGCGGUGACGUGGAGCAAGAAAAUAGCCUCCCUCUGGCUAGAAACUCGUAGGUUUUGAAAAUAGCCUCCUCUGGCUAGAAACUCGUAGGUUUUGAAAGUAGCCUCCCUCUGGCUAGAAACUCGUAGGUUUUGAAAAUAGCCUCCCUCUGGCUAGAAACUCGUAGGUUUUGAAAAUAGCCUCCCUCUGGCUAGAAACUUUUAAUCCUACCCUGUGAUGUCACCGAGAAGCAUUUCUUUAGGACACUUCUUCCUGUCUUUGCAACCACAGAUCACAGAAACAUGCCGUUUUCACAUAUCUAGACACCGGUAUGGUGCCGGAGAUCAUGAAUAUGAGUUUGAAAAAUGGUGGAUUUGCCCUUUUUAAGCCUAAUUUUCAAUUUAUUGCAAUGUCAAAACAUUGAUUUGAAAUACAGCUUCAUGUUAGUUAUUUUCAUCAAAAUGUACAAGAUAUUGAGAGAAAUAGCUGACGUUUGUCGUACCUGUUGACCAUUGUUUUGUCCUAAAAGACAUUACAUUACAUAUGUGGGCAUUUGCAUUUUGUGAUGAGAAAACGAAAUGAGCUGUUAACAAAUGUACUGACUGUUAUAUCUCUGUUUUUAGGGUUUUGUUGGACCAAAGUUAUACAAGCCUACUUGUUUGUCAGAUAUAGACCACUCUACAGUGUCUAAGCCCAAAAUGUCUCCUCUUUACACAAGACGCUCACUAUCAUUCUAAACUGUACUUGUCUUUGCCGUUAAAUUUCCUGUAGGAUACAUGUGUUAAAUGAUAUUGACUAUCAGGAAUAAAAAAUAGAUACAGGGAUAUGUUUGAGUGCCAGUAAGCUAAUGCCUAUAUCAAAACAAAUGCAAAAUGACAAGUAUAUUAUUUUUCAGAGUGAAGGACUAGGUUUUGUAAAUAGUGAACUCUUUCAUUUUCAGUUGCGUGCUCCACAUAAAUUCACGGAGACCUUUUGAGUGAGUUUAUGUCGAGCACGAAACGUAUGUGGAGCAUGGAACCGAAAAUGAAAGAGUUCACUAUUUCUAAAACCUAGUCCUUCACUCGGGAAAAAUAACCAACUCUUGAUAUUAUACUUGUCGUUUUGCAUUCGUUUUGAGAGUACAAAAGUUUGGUUUGAAUCUGUAACAUUUUACGGUGCAAUGUCCCAUUGUUAGUAUUCUUUAUCGAGCUGUUGAAAAAUCCACAGGAGAAAAGACCAUUGUAACUACAUGGUGUACAUUACAACCCUAUGAGCAAAAUACUUUUUUUUUAAAUGUCCUUUUUGGUUGAAAGUUCUUUGAAAAAAUACGUAUUUUUCAACAUAUUGUGCUCACUGUGAAAAGAUUUACUUUGAAUUUGCGACCUCCCCAUUGUAGUGUGCCUCAAACGUUCCGGUUGCUUUUGGUGAUCCUACAGCUCUUUGACAUAAUGAAACAUUAUCUAUGAAAACAAUAUUUCAAUCAAUAUUUUUUGCUUUUUAUCGGGGUGACUGUGUUAUACUUUUUGAAUUUAUACAUUGCAUCUUGACUCGGAGGUUGGUUUUCUGUUAUAAUUCUCACAACUGCUGUAGUUUUGAUUUGGUGGUUUGCUGUAUUUCAAAUGGCAUCUGUUCAUUCUAAGAAAAGGACCAAGCUUUUCGUUGUGUCCCUCCUGAUGCGGCUUGCCAGGAUGUCGCGCUGUCUCCCUAGCUCUGGUCCGGGUUGUCACUGCUGCUUCCUGACACUGAGCCUCCUGAGCAGGACGAGCGUUAGCAAUCCACACUAACACCCUGGACCAGAGCUUACUCUCUCCCUAUCUGAAGUGCCAUCCUUGUUCGGCUACUGGAAGUCGCUCUGGGUUCUUCCACUGAUUUAUAUGUUAUAUUUUUACUGCCCUCCUUGAAGUAUAUUUGGUUCUCCGUUGUAAUUAUUGUUUCACUUUUUUUUUCUUAAUUCUUGUAUUAAAUAAAGUUUACUUGCUACUACACUU
This is a messenger RNA of Oncorhynchus kisutch (coho salmon), 5946 nucleotides long. RefSeq names its product cytoplasmic phosphatidylinositol transfer protein 1-like. The record is from RefSeq and is a predicted model, not a curated record. Gene Ontology annotation, biological process: phospholipid transport. Lineage: Eukaryota; Metazoa; Chordata; Actinopteri; Salmoniformes; Salmonidae. Gene Ontology annotation, cellular component: cytoplasm. Gene Ontology annotation, molecular function: phosphatidylinositol binding; phosphatidylinositol transfer activity. The annotation marks the transcript as partial. The transcript has 7 exons.